Molecule: messenger RNA, 3101 nt
Organism: Astyanax mexicanus (Mexican tetra)
Lineage: Eukaryota; Metazoa; Chordata; Actinopteri; Characiformes; Acestrorhamphidae
Gene: gpd1l
Product: glycerol-3-phosphate dehydrogenase 1 like
Exons: 8
Coding region: 136-1191 (351 amino acids)
Biological process (GO): glycerol-3-phosphate catabolic process; carbohydrate metabolic process
Cellular component (GO): cytosol; glycerol-3-phosphate dehydrogenase (FAD) complex
Molecular function (GO): protein homodimerization activity; glycerol-3-phosphate dehydrogenase [NAD(P)+] activity; NAD binding
Source: RefSeq, a predicted model, not a curated record
GCAUGUAAAAGUGGCCGAACACGUUCAAUCCCACCACUCUCCCGUGUUAAACCAGGAGCUGCGGAGCUGUUAGUGUUACUGUGUUACUCGAUCAUCCGCUUCACCCGCUGUUUUCUUUAUUAGGAAACAUUAAUCAUGGCUGCUCCGCUCAAAGUGUGUAUUGUAGGCUCUGGAAACUGGGGCUCUGCCAUUGCAAGGAUCAUUGGCAGCAAUGCACAGAAACUGCAGCACUUUGCCACCACAGUGAAGAUGUGGGUCUAUGAGGAGAAUAUAAAUGGGAGAAAGCUCACAGACAUCAUCAACACAGAGCAUGAAAACGUCAAAUACCUCCCAGGCUACAAACUGCCAGAAAAUGUGGUUGCAGUGCCUCAGCUGCGAGACGCUGCAGAGGGAGCAGACCUGCUGGUCUUUGUAGUGCCUCAUCAGUUUAUCCGGAAGCUGUGUGAUGAGAUGGUGGGCUGUGUUUCUCAGAAGGCCAGAGGAAUUACUCUUAUUAAGGGCAUUGAUGAGGGGCCUGAGGGACUAAAACUCAUCUCUGACAUCAUCAGGGAAAAGAUGGGCAUUGACGUCAGUGUUCUGAUGGGGGCCAACAUUGCCAAUGAGGUGGCAGCUGAGAAGUUUUGUGAAACUACUAUCGGUAGCAAGAUCUUGGAGAAUGGGCAGCUUUUUAAAGAGCUUCUGCAGACACCCAACUUCCGAAUUACUGUUGUGGAUGAUGCUGACACAGUGGAGCUGUGUGGAGCCCUGAAAAACAUUGUAGCAGUGGGUGCAGGCUUCUGUGAUGGCCUGCAGUGUGGGGAUAAUACCAAAGCAGCGGUGAUCAGGCUGGGACUGAUGGAGAUGAUUGCGUUUGCCAAGCUCUUCAGUAAGGAUGGGUCAGUGUCUUCUGCCACCUUCCUGGAAAGCUGUGGAGUAGCCGACCUCAUCACUACUUGCUACGGUGGACGCAACCGGCGUGUGGCAGAGGCCUUCGCCAAGACUGGCAAGAGCAUUGAGGAACUAGAGAACGAGAUGCUGAAUGGCCAGAAGCUUCAAGGGCCCCUGACCUCUGCUGAAGUUUACCACAUUCUCAAACAGAAGGGCUUAGUUGAAAAGUUCCCCUUGUUUGUGGCCGUGUAUCAGAUUUGCUUUGAGGGAAAACCUGUUCAGGACAUGAUCUCCUGCCUGCAGAGUCAUCCAGAACAUCUUUAAGAACCUCACAGCAAUCUACACUCACGAUGGCUCACCACCAGGACCACCAGCGGCUCUGCCUUCCCUCCUAUGGGUAGCCUUGUCUCUCUCACCUCAGUUUUUAAACACUUCACUCCAGCCUUUAGUUUUUAUUUAGCCCGAGAUUUCUCCUGGACUUCCAUGGUUAGGUUGGGGUUGUUCUCAGGGUUACUCUUCAAACAGGUCAGGCAGUCGUAGAACGUUAAGUCAGCUCACUAAGUUCAAGUAGGUGUAUAUGAAGAAUUUGAAGAUAUCUUUUGAAUGGGGUUUGUUGCCAGACAUGACCUCUUAAUCUUGUAUUGUUACAGUGUGCUCUUAUCUUUGUAUCAGCUGCCCUCUUGUGGAGGGUCUAUAAUAGCUACUGUAUGAAAGAUGGGAAGUGGUCUAUCUUAAAUACCUCUCUUUUAACUAACCACUACUACCAAAUCUGAUGUCCUAUUGUUUUUAAUCUUCCUAACUUUGCUCAUGAAAGUUGCGUAAUGGUGUUUUCAUCCAGCAGAUAGUGCUAAUGAGCAGCUGUAGGUCAGAAUUAGUCACUGUUCUGCAGCAGGCAGGGCAGGUGAGGGCAUUUUAUACAGAAGUAUACAUACAACUUUUGGGACCAUUUUUUGCUCAGUACACACACAUCCUGCUGGGCAAAGAAGACAUUAGGAAGGUUUAAUACAGACACUCUUAUCAUUCUACUGUAGUUUGAGAUUCAUGUGGAACUAACUGUACAAUAUGUACCCCUAUAAUAAUUUUAACAUUUUUAAUACUUUGUACACUUUUUGAAGAUCCUCCAUUACUUUUACACAUUAUCAUUAUUAUUGUAGAAUGAUGGGCAAUUAUAUUUUACUUUUAAAUCAUAUUUUACUACUUUUAUUAGUGUGUGAGAUUUCAGUGUUUUGAGAAAUAAAGACACUGCCGCUUACACUACACUAACACCUUUUUUCACUUACUCUAAUAAAGAAUGAGGGAGACGGAUAAGGUAAAUAUAGGCCUAGUAACAUUAGUGCAAGAUUACUUUUUGUGUUAUAUACGUUACCAUGCCUUUUAAGCUCUGGUAGUUCAGGAGCAUAUCAAGUAUUUGAGACUGGCCUACUUGAAGAAAAUACGUCAUAGCUUUGCUGAUUGCGCUUAGUCUGAUUUUUUUUUUUAUUUUUUAUAAUACGUCAGUGUGUGGUGUCCUCUGUUCCACAAAGGAGCGGAUUUCAGUCAUUUUGCCUUCUGCACAUUUAUUUUAGGAACUAAGGGAAUUUAGCUGUGGUUUAGCUAGGUCCACAAGAUCUUAAUUGAGCUGAAGUCUUUUCUUUUUUAUUUUAAUCCUAGUGUGCGCACAAGCAUUCUUCAUUGACUGAUGUUACAGCUACAGUUACAUAUCUUUAACUGCACUCCAUUUUAAUUUGUGUUAUUUUUUUGGUUUAGUCAUAAUCCUACUUAUUAUUAUACAUAUCCAGUUUUGUCUACCGUCCAGAGUGUGUUUCUGUUAUUUAGACAAUCAUGGCUUUAACAACUUUUUUUUUUUAAUACAUGUGUUGUCAGAGUCAAUGCUGUUCCAGGAGCUCUGACUUCAUAUUUUACACCUCUAGUAGUAAUGUCUUCACCUAGUUAUUCAAAAAGUAAUACUCUAAUAAAGAGAGAGGAAAAAAAUCCAUGUAGCUAAAGUGCUUACUUGUGUGUAUAUAUCAUGUACUGGUUGCUUUUUGUUGCCUUUUAUGUUGCUUUCUGAUUGUUUUCUGAGCCACUCCAUAUUCUGUUACCUCUGUCAAAGUCAGGUCUUGUCCCAGUAAUGAAGUGUUUUGUUUGUUUGUGAAAUGAAAAGUGAAACGAGUAUUGUGUGCAAAAAUAAACAUUAACAUUUAUCAAGAUGUUGUCUGAUUUGUUUUAUAAUAAAAGUCGCACAGAGAACUUCA